AUGGACGGUCACUUUACUAACUUCUUCAAUAAUCCUCCACAUCUCAUGGCCACGGAAUUAAAAUUCGAUCUUCCGGUAGACGAGAAAGCAAUUGACAUCUGGGAUGCUACAAAAUGGAAGCUAUGGGCAAACAAAGAGAUGAAGCACCAGCGACCACCACCAUUAAAUCAAUUUAUACAGGAUCUUCUUUCAGAUAAUUGGCCUGGCUUUGAUGACCCAUGCUAUGAAAAUCUUAGUAUUUUUGCUCUAUUUCUAGCUAUCUCCGCUUUCCAUCCGAUUGUCUUCAGCGUGAGAUCUAGUCUCUGCCAUAUGCCUGAUGUAGUGAGACAGAUUGAAAGAGCUCUCGUUCGCUGGAUGACGUUAUGGGAAAGGCUACAAGCCAGAUUAAACCAAGAUCAAAUCUAUCGAGCUGGAAUUUUGAUCCAUGCGCAAGACUUGUGCAUUUUUGCAAAGCUAUUGCUUCGAACUCCAUUGUCUGAAACUGGUGAGAUUUCACGAGACUCGAUGGCUCGUGUCUAUGAACUUUUGAGGAAUGCUCCGAAGUGA
This is a messenger RNA of Penicillium taxi, 546 nucleotides long. RefSeq lists its product as uncharacterized. The record is from RefSeq and is a predicted model, not a curated record. Bases 1 to 546 code for a protein of 181 amino acids. The transcript has 2 exons. Lineage: Eukaryota; Fungi; Ascomycota; Eurotiomycetes; Eurotiales; Aspergillaceae.